Messenger RNA from Adineta ricciae, 915 nucleotides. NCBI's taxonomy places the organism in Eukaryota, Metazoa, Rotifera, Eurotatoria, Adinetida, Adinetidae. The record is from the annotation of a GenBank genome assembly.
AUGUUACGUCUCGUACCUCGUUUCCUCAAACAAUCAUCAUCAGCAAUGAUGACUCGGUUGGCUAGUCGAACGUCAAAUGUACCUCCGGCGGAUAAACCUCGAGUCCGUCUUCAUCCGGGAAACCAACAAACAAUUGAAGAGCUCGCUCAAGGAAGUCCUGCACAACAUAAACGUGAGAUCGAGCAAUUGUAUGAAUUUGAAAAAUUAGAAAUAAAUGAUCAAACUGCAACGCGUGAAGUUCAUCGACACAGUGUAAAACGCGGAGAACAAGGUGUGUUUGACCUGGAAGAAAUUCUGGAAAUUCUACGUGAUGAACGUAUGAAAGAUAUUUGUGUCAUUGAAAUACCACCCGAACAACAGUAUGCACGAUAUCUGAUCUUAGCGACAGCAUUCAGUGCUCGACAUUUAAAGAAUACCAGUGAAUACAUCAAUAAAUUAUACAAAGCGAAGAAACUGUCGAAGGAUCCUUUUUUAAGUAGUGAAUGCCGUGAUGGUUCGCGAUGGCACGCAAUGGACAUGGGUCAUUUGGUGGUACAUCUAAUGGAUGCUGAAAUGCGCGAACAGAAUGAUUUAGAAACCUUAUGGUGUGUUGGACCGAAAUACGACGAUCAAGUUCAUACAAUUCAACAAUCAUUAGAUGCAAUUAAGAAAAUGGAUGAGCAACUGAAAGACGAAGAAGUUCUAAGUGAUGCUGACAAAUAUCGUCCACUUGAUAAUCCAUUCUCACAUGUUCGCUUUCCCAUGGAAGGACCAGGUAUCUUUCAAGAUGCUCCACCACGAAAAGAAAUGAUACCAGGAGAUAUUGCGCAUAAAAAACAUGAAGCGGAACGGAUCAAUAUUGAGGUAGAAAAAGAAUUUAUUGAUUUACCGAGUGAUCCGAAACCACCAGUUUAUGAAGGACAAAAAGUCAACUAA